UGGAGGCCGACGCAGAGUCCGUGACAGCACUACUGCCAUCCAAAAUCUCUCAGAUUUGUUCAGAGUUCAAACCCCGCAAAGCUCACUGUCACAGCUCUUACAACUAAACUCUGUUCAACCCCAGUUCUGCCAUUGAUCUAAUUGGAAAACAAACAUUAACGGUUUGUGAAAUAGAGAUUUUUGGAGGGUUAUCAGAAUGAAAGCACUCAUUCUCGUUGGCGGGUUUGGAACCCGCUUGAGACCGUUGACUCUUAGCGUGCCAAAGCCUCUGGUGGAUUUUGCUAAUAAACCUAUGAUACUGCAUCAGAUUGAAGCUCUCAAAGCUAGUGGAGUUACUGAAGUUGUUCUGGCCAUCAAUUACCAACCAGAGGUUAUGUUGAAUUUCCUGAAAGAAUUUGAGAAAAAGCUUGACAUUAAAAUCACCUGCUCACAAGAGACUGAACCACUUGGCACAGCAGGUCCUCUAGCUCUGGCUAGAGACAAGUUGAUUGAUGGUUCUGGUGAGCCAUUCUUUGUCCUCAAUAGUGAUGUUAUAAGCGAGUAUCCACUACAAGAAAUGAUUGAUUUUCACAAGGGUCAUGGAGGAGAAGCUUCAAUUAUGGUGACAAAGGUGGAUGAGCCAUCAAAAUAUGGUGUUGUGGUUAUGGAAGAGACUACGGGCAAAGUUGAAAAGUUUGUUGAGAAACCAAAGAUAUUUGUAGGUAACAAAAUCAAUGCUGGAAUCUACUUGUUGAACCCAUCUGUUCUUGACCGAAUUGAACUGAGACCCACCUCAAUUGAGAAAGAGGUCUUCCCAAAGAUUGCGGGAGAGAAUAAGCUUUAUGCUAUGGUGCUACCUGGGUUCUGGAUGGACAUUGGACAACCAAAGGAUUAUAUUACCGGCCUGAGAUUGUACCUAGAUUCUUUGCGUAAAAAAUCCUCUGCAGAAUUGGAAGCUGGAUCUAACAUUGUUGGAAAUGUUUUGGUAGACGAGAGUGCUGUAAUUGGUGAAGGGUGUCUCAUAGGACCUGAUGUAGCCAUUGGUCCCGGAUGCAUCAUUGAGUCUGGGGUUAGGCUGUCACGCUGUACUAUAAUGCGUGGAGUUCGCAUCAAGAAGCAUGCUUGCAUCUCCGGUAGCAUUAUUGGCUGGCAUUCCACUGUUGGAAGGUGGGCUCGGGUGGAAAACAUGACAAUCUUAGGAGAAGAUGUUCAUCUUGGAGAUGAAGUUUACAGCAAUGGAGGUGUUGUCCUGCCUCACAAGGAGAUCAAGUCUAGCAUUUUGAAGCCAGAAAUUGUCAUGUGAUCGCAAUGGUGAACUUGGAAUUAGCAUUUUGAGAGUUCAACACUGCAAUUUGGUUGUCUACCUUGUCCCUCUUCGGCUUUUCUUUCUUGUUUAUUAGGUAAAACUCCAGUUGGAAUAAGUUCGAGGGGUGAGUGGUUGAUUGGUUUGUAGGCUUAGAGAGAGCAGUAGGCAUUUUGUUAAUGGAGGACAGAUGCAGAGGCAACCUCACGGAUUUGUGAAGGACAAGUCUCAUGUUUUUGGAACGCCAUUGACCAAAACUCGAGAAAGGGAAAAUGUAGACAACAAAUACAUGACAUUGUAUACACUCAAGUUAUAUAUUGAUUAAGUUAAUUGCAUUUUUAAUCCUUUAUAA
Messenger RNA from Theobroma umbraticum, 1634 nucleotides. RefSeq names its product mannose-1-phosphate guanylyltransferase 1-like. The record is from RefSeq and is a predicted model, not a curated record. Gene Ontology annotation, biological process: GDP-mannose biosynthetic process. NCBI's taxonomy places the organism in Eukaryota, Viridiplantae, Streptophyta, Magnoliopsida, Malvales, Malvaceae. Gene Ontology annotation, molecular function: GTP binding; mannose-1-phosphate guanylyltransferase (GTP) activity.